UCUUCAAGAGGAAAUUCGGGGUUUUUCCUUUCCUCGAGGACAAACAGGCUUAUUUCUUAGCGUAACGUCUUUUCCAGGACCUCGUGUAAAGAAAGCGUUCGCGCGCGAGCUAAUCCUCCGGUUUCACCUCUUGUUUGAUUACCAUGGCGACAGCAGGGCCACUCUAUACGCCGGAAGAAUCAUUUCUAUGACUGUGUCAAGCGCGGGAAGGUCCAAGCUCAGUGGCUUUUUUUUCCGUUUUGGACAGAGUGUGGAUGGGCUUAUCAAUGGCGGGCCGACGAGGGGCUUUGAUUGUUUUGGAGGGGGUUGACCGAGCUGGCAAAAGCACACAGAGUCGAAAGCUGGUGGAGGCCCUGUGGGCUAGAGGACACCGGGCCGAACUUCUGAGGUUUCCUGAAAGGUCAACAGAAACUGGACAGCUAAUAAGUUCCUACUUGGAAAAGAAAAGUGACUUGGAGGACCACACAGUGCAUCUAUUGUUUUCUGCUAAUCGUUGGGAGCAAGUGCCAUCUAUUAAAGAGAAAUUAAGCCAAGGUAUCAAUCUAAUAGUGGACAGAUACGCCUUUUCUGGAGUUGCCUUCACAGGUGCAAAAGAAAACUUCUCCUUGGAAUGGUGCAAGCAACCUGAUGUGGGGCUUCCAAAGCCAGAUUUGAUCCUUUUUCUUCAGUUAAGUACAGCAGAAGCAGCCAAAAGGGGAGAAUUUGGAAAUGAACGAUAUGAGGACACCUCUUUUCAGGAGAAAGUUCUACAGUGCUUUUACCAUCUGAUGAAAGAUAAAUCUUUAAAUUGGAAGUUGAUUGAUGCUUCGAAGAAUGUAGAAGAUUUGCACAAAGAAAUUAAAUCCUUUGCAGAAGAGGCUAUUCAAGAAGCUCAGCACAAAUCUCUAGGAGAACUGUGGAAAUGAAAUUGACUUAACUCCUUCAAUCAAGUCUUAUUUAAUCAAACUGCACUAUUUGCAUUCACAUCCUCAGUGUGUAUCUGAUGCAUGUGUGUGUAUCUGUUUUGUGAGACCAAGCAGUUUUUUUGUUAAUCUUUACUAUUUAUCAACUCCAUUCCUCUAUAGAGUGUGGAAUUUUAGAAGAGUGAAGCCUGUCCUUUCCUUAGAAAGCAGUUCUGCUAGGAUUCAUACCUAGAGCUGAAAUGCAUGAAUGAAUUGGAGUAAUAUCUUCUUUAGUCCAUUUAGAGAUACUUGAUUUGUUCAGCAGUAUACUUUUACUAUAAAUAUUUAGAGUAAAAGU
Candoia aspera is the source of this 1239-nucleotide messenger RNA. It is a transcript of the gene DTYMK, whose product is annotated as deoxythymidylate kinase. Gene Ontology annotation, biological process: dTTP biosynthetic process; dTDP biosynthetic process; dUDP biosynthetic process. The transcript has 5 exons. Gene Ontology annotation, molecular function: nucleoside diphosphate kinase activity; ATP binding; dTMP kinase activity. The coding region runs from base 255 to 905 and encodes 216 amino acids. Gene Ontology annotation, cellular component: cytoplasm; cytosol; nucleus. The record is from RefSeq and is a predicted model, not a curated record. NCBI's taxonomy places the organism in Eukaryota, Metazoa, Chordata, Lepidosauria, Squamata, Candoiidae.